Molecule: messenger RNA, 2929 nt
Organism: Prunus avium (sweet cherry)
Lineage: Eukaryota; Viridiplantae; Streptophyta; Magnoliopsida; Rosales; Rosaceae
Source: RefSeq, a predicted model, not a curated record
AAUAUUUGCAUUAAUUAAUGGCAUUUUCUGGUAUUUUGAAUGUUUCCUCAUUCUCUACUUCUGUCUUUAUAUAUAAGAUUCAAUUUGCUCCAUAUAUUUUUUGUUUUCAUGCCUUUAUUAGGGUCAUGUUAGGGAGACCGGAUAGAGAUGGAGACCACCAAUACAAUGGAUAUCACCUUUAUUAGAAAUGUGGUUUAAAAAGUGGUAAAUGUGGUAUUCCUAGCAUUUUCCUCUUAUAAAAGCAUAAGAAGUGUGCUCCACAUAUUGUGGUUGCGAAUUACCUACACUAGGCAAUAUAUGAAAUGGGUUAUAACAAAUUUGAUCCCAAAUAGGUUAUAACAAAUGAAACUAAGACAACAAAUAUCUUAAUUAAUAAUUCACAAUUUUACUCCUUAUAAUUUGAUUUAAUUGUUUGUAUUACUAAUGUAUCUUGUCCAGGUAGCAAUCUUCAUCUUCUUUUCAAAAAUGAGGGACUUGAGAUCUUUGAGCACAAAAAGGAUGGCUAUCAUGAACUUUUUUGUUUUGUUGCAAUAUGUGCCGCGAGUUCUUUGUAUCUACUUAUCAUGUAAGGAACUUAAAAGGACUCCUAAAGGAGGGACCGGAGAGACUGCCAUAUGGGUUAAAGGUGUCCUGAAUUUCUUUAUGUACAUCCUCGCUAGUCAUGUACUUGGAGCCAUAUGGUAUUUUUUCGCUAUUCAACGAAUGGCCAUUUGUUGGCAUGAUGCAUGUCGAAAAGAAAAUGGAUGUGACACUAGUACUUUUGGUUGUCAUGAGCAUCAGACAUUUAGAAAUAUAAGAUUUCUAAAUGAUUUAUGCCCUAUAAGUCCAGUGAAUACAACGCUUUUUGAUUUUGGUAUAUAUAGUACAAUCCUUCAAUCUGGUAUACCGGGUUCAACAAAUUAUUUUGAAAAGUUCUCCAAUUGUUUUUGGUGGGGCCUGCGAAAUUUGAGUUCUCUUGGUUCAAACCUGGAGCCUAGUAUCGAUGGAUGGGAAAACCUGUUUGCGGCUUUUAUAUCUAUAAUUGGCUUGCUUUUAUUCUUAUAUCUCAUUGGAAAUUUGCAGACAUACAUGCAGUUGAAUACUGCACGAAGAGAAGACCAUAGACACAAGAUGAAAGUGGAACGAAAGAUGGAAAAGAAAGAUCCAGAGACAGAGUUGUGGUUAUCUAAAAAUGGCGUCCCCAAAAGGUUGAUUAAUGAUAUCAAGUCGCAGAUGAUGGUGAAGGUGCGACAAGAAGUUGAAGUAGACAGGGAUGCUGAUUUGGACUAUAUCUUCUCUAUUCUUCCCCGGACUCUUCAAAUCCGUAUUAAAAAGUAUAUGCCUAUAACUACGUUGAAGCGGGAGCCAAUGUUUCAAAACAUGGAUGAAAAUGUGUUGAAAGAAAUCUGUCGGCGUCUUAAGCCUAAGAAGUUUACUGAAGGUGAUAUCAUUAUUGAAGAGGGUAAACGACUUAAAAAGAUGGUCUACAUUGUGGACGGACUUGUAAGCAUUAGAGGCGAAGAUAGCUCCAGUGAUUUUGAGCGAGGUGCAGGAGAAGUAUGUGGAGAAAAGCUUGUACGGAGGCUACCGUCGACCUCAUUUCCCCGCAGAGUACCGGAAACCGAGUCUGUUAUCGCAAAAGGUGAUGUUGAAGCCCUUGUUCUCACGGCUAGUGACGUGCAGGAUAUGGUCUUUGAAUUCGGAAGGCAAUACUUUUUGGGGACAAAAAUAUUUAGUGCAAAACAACUUGAGGAGGCAACAAACAAUUACCUUAAUAUCAUUGGUCAAGGAAUCUCUGCAACCGUUUACGAAGGAAAUCUACCAGAUGGCACAAGGGUUGCGGUAAAGAAGUCCAAAACUACUAGACCUAUCAGUUAUAGUCUACGUGUAAUUAAAGAGGUUGGGGUUGCUUCUCAGAUCGACCACAUAAAUGUGGUGAGGUUCUUAGGCUGUUGUUUGGAACCACAGACACAAGCACUGGUGUUUAAGUACAUUCCCAAUGGCACCCUCUAUGACCACAUUCAUAAAGAAGAAGAGGGCAGAGGAUCAUCACAGACACAAGCACUUUCAUUGGAGUCACGGAUAAAGAUAGCGUCAGAGACCGCAGAAGCACUGGCUUACUUGCACUCAUUCAUUCCCAAUAAGCCAAUCAUACACGGACAUGUGAACACAAAAUAUAUACUAUUGGAUUAUGAUUUGACGGCAAAGUUGUUUGGCUUUGGAGUUUCACGAUUGUUCAUUGAUGAUGAUGAUGACGAUGAUGAUGAUGAUGAUGAAGCUGUGGCAGCUUAUGUGCGAGAGAAAUUACGGUACUUGGACCCUGAGUAUAAUCAACCGCAGGCGCUAAGAGAAAAGAGUGACGUCUAUAACUUUGGAGUUGUCUUAGCGGAGCUACUAACCAGUCGAGUGUUCGAAAAUGAUAACGAAAGGGAAUAUUGCGGCACUCAACUCGACGCCAAUGUGGGUCUAAAAGAAUGGAACACUGCUUCGCUCUGCUGGAUGUAUCGUCGGAACCCUUACAACAUGCGAGCUUUUUCUUCUGAGGUCAUGGGAAAGAGAAACCUGGCUUGGUUUCUAUCCUCAAUGGAAAAUGGUCACUUGGAUCAAAUUCUGGAUGGUGAAAUAAUAGUCAAUGAAGCAACUUCUGAGACGGCCAAAAAGGUAGCGGAUCUGGCAAAAAGAUGUUUAAGGUCAAAAAGGGAGGAAAGGCCUUCCAUGGAGCAAGUAGUCGUGGAGCUUGAGGGAUUGCGCAAGUUUAUGGCAGAGUAUCAAAGGGGAGAAGACGUAGAACCCAGUUCCUCUUGAUCUCACAAACAACAACAAUAAUAAUUGACUCUAAUUAGUGUUGUUUGCAGAUGCUUCUCUACUCUUGAUGCUCUAUCCUUCCUUUCUCUGUUACAACUUACAAGUCAAGAUCCUCUGUUUAUAUUCAUGCUUGCUUAUGCUCAAA